AUGAACGCGGACCAGUUCGGAUACCUGCGAAGUCCUGCGGCGUCAGCGGCGGCCGCGUCCAGGAAGCGGACGGGCCCUUACUGCGACUACGACAGCGAGGAUGUCCACUCACUGACAGGUGAGGGGUCAUCUGAUGACGACUUCGAACUUGUAUCAAGCCGAAAGGCGAAGAGGCGCAACACCAGACCCUCUUCGUCCCCGAACGUACCAAAUGAAGAAGCGCCGCGAAGGCCCGAGACCAACACCAUCAUCUUCGUUCCUGCUGUCCCCAACGGCAACAUGAAGCGCCUCAACAGGCAAUCUGUUUCGGCGCUGCUCGAGGGACUGGUGCCAGAUGAAAUCAUCGACAUCAGAGUGAACCCGCGUAAGAAUGUCAUGGCGAUUGAUGUUUCGCAUGCUGCCGCUCUGAACGUACUACGCAACGUCACAGAGCUGGAUGGAAUAAACGUCCGCUCCUACAUCCCUGUGGGCUCCAACGUCGUCGCCGACGUCAUCUACGACGUUGACGCUACCAUACCCAGCUCCGACUUGUCUGCCCUUGUCAAGCCAGCUAAUGAAGCUAGCGUUAUCGCUAAGGUUACCCGUUUGGGCGCUUCGUCGGGGAUUGGCGAAGCAACAGCGCUCCAUUUUUCUUCCUUGGGAUGUUGGCUGUCACUGACGGCGAGGAAUUUGACAGAACUUCACAGAGUCGCCCAAGAAUGUCGUACCAGGGGAGCCCCAAAACAAAAGGUUCUGGUGACUAGAGGAGACGUGACAAAUGAAGACGACGUUGCUCAUGUUGUUCAAGAGACGGUAAAGAACUUCGGCCGAAUCGACAUCCUCGUAAAUAACGCCGGCAUUUAUUUGGAAGGAUCGACAGAUAGUCCUUCGCUUGACAACUAUGAGCAGCUGAUGAACACCAACUUGCGAGGCCCACUACUAGUAUUAAGACACGCCUUGCCGUACUUGCGGCAGGUAAAAGGUAACGUUGUCAACGUCUCCAGCGUUGUCUCUCUGAGGGCGGCACUCGGUGGAACGUUUUACAACAUCAGCAAAGCUGGCCUGGAUCAGUUAACCAAGUGCGCAGCUCUUGAAAAUGCGCAGUAUGGAGUGCGCGUGAAUUCUGUGAAUCCUGCUGUGAUUGCCACCAACAUAGGCAGGAAACCCGGCGAAAGCAAAGAGGACCAUUUUCAGCACCUGAGCGAGGCAAUGGCUCAUGCGCACCUGAUGGGUCGCCUUGGCACGCCGGACGAAGUGGCACGCCCCAUUGCCUUCCUGGCCUCGGACGACGCCUCGUUCAUCACGGGACAUACCUUGCCGGUGGACGGCGGUCACCUGCUCAUGACACCCCUGGACAUUUCUCCAGCACAAACACCAGAAGAUCAGGGGCUUUAA
This is a messenger RNA of Rhipicephalus sanguineus (brown dog tick), 1374 nucleotides long. RefSeq names its product glucose 1-dehydrogenase 2. The transcript has 9 exons. Gene Ontology annotation, molecular function: oxidoreductase activity. The record is from RefSeq and is a predicted model, not a curated record. Lineage: Eukaryota; Metazoa; Arthropoda; Arachnida; Ixodida; Ixodidae. The coding region runs from base 1 to 1374 and encodes 457 amino acids.